CACUGCCAGGAAGAGGGUGUGGACUCAACUGCCUGGUUAAACAUUCCAGUUUUUAAAUACAGAACCCUCCCUUGCUGAUUCCUCAGCAGACUGACUGGGACAUCACAGAACAUAGCUGCCACUCACCAAGCCUUUAUAGAAUACUGGAAAACUCGGUUUUCACCUCACAGAAUAAGAACUACUCUCUCUUCCUCUCUCAGUUGUCCAAACCCCUACAGAGGGUACAAUCUAACAGCAUGGGUCCCCAGGUGCUUUCGCUGCUGUCUGCAAUCUCAGCCCUCUACCUAGUGGCCCAGGGACAGGAGCAACCCACAGAGGGAGAAUUCAUCACAGCCAGGUACAUCCAGCCUCUGGGUGGUUGGUUCAUGAGAGAUCCAAAGAGCCCAGAGAUACAGGAGGCUGUAAAAUCUGCAGUGGAACACUUUAACAGCCAGUCUAAAGCCAGGAAAUACUUCAGACUGGUCAAUGUCCUCUCUGCUGAAACCCAGGUGACCAACAUGAUCAACCACAAGAUUACGGCAAUCAUCGGCAAGACCAAGUGCCUGAAAUCAGACAACACCACUGAUGUGGAGUCCUGUGUGAUGGGGAAGAAGCGUCUGACGUGUACAUUUGAGGUGCAAUUUAAUCCUCGUAAUGAGCGUGAGGCUUUCACCUCCUCCUGCCAGAAGUCACAAUGAUUUGAGGUCAGCUCCAACCAACAGCUACUGUACCUGUCCUCCUCCUGUCUAACCUGAAUACUGACUAUACAUCAAUUUCAACCAAAAACAACAUGCUGUCAUUCUCCUGCCUAGAGUAAAUACUAACUAUAGAUCAGCUUCAACCAAAAACAACAUGAUCUGUCCUGUUUGUAUGUAAAACUGGAAAGCAGCUAUGAGUGUUCACUAACUGAACACUAAUCUAACUGAACACUAAUCUAACUGAACUAUUACCACAAUGAAACCCCACACCUGUGCACACAUUAACAUCUCGUUUACAGCUGUAGAACUAUAUAACUCUAUUCAGCUGAUCUAGAAGGGCUUCAUUGUUAAAUUAGUUGACUUUUUACCAUAGUAUGUAAAAGUUAAAUAUAUAAGAAAGGUAAUAGAGAUUUCUUAAAGGAUGUGCUAAAAAUUAUUUUAGGAUGUGUUGUUUGUACAAAUGUAACCAACAAAAUAUUCUGUACAUUGGAUCCUGCAUUUCUCUGUUUUAUUGAAUUGUAUUAUUGUCUGGUGAAAUGUUUUUCUCAGAUCCCCCCACUGCUCUAAACGUGCACUCCUGAAAGUUCGUUAGUGAAAGAAAUUAAAGAAUUCGCCACAAACAGA
Esox lucius (northern pike) is the source of this 1301-nucleotide messenger RNA. Its product is annotated as CY domain-containing protein. The transcript has 4 exons. Bases 237 to 677 code for a protein of 146 amino acids. Lineage: Eukaryota; Metazoa; Chordata; Actinopteri; Esociformes; Esocidae. The record is from RefSeq and is a predicted model, not a curated record. Gene Ontology annotation, molecular function: cysteine-type endopeptidase inhibitor activity.